GCAACCGGGCGACUGCCUACAUGUUUGGUGUUUGCGUAUGCUGGCGGCUGACGAUUUAAGAGAUGGCUGAACUUGGGUUGAAUGACCACCAUCAAAAUGAAGUAAUCAAUUACAUACGCUUUGCUCGAUCCAGAAGGGCUUUGCGACUCAAAACAGUAGACUCUUGUUUUCAGGAUCUGAAGGAUAGUAGGUUGGUAGAGGAUACUUUUACUGUUGAUGAAGUUGCAGAAAUGUUGCAAGGACUUCAAGCAGUGGUGCAUGGUGAAGUGGAUCUGGAACUUAUCAACUCUGCCCACACAAAUUUUCUACUGCUCCGCCAACUGUUUAUGCAAGCAGAAAAGUGGUACCUAAAACUUCAUACAGAUAUUUCAGAACUUGAAAACAGAGAACUGUUGGAGCAAGUUGCUGAAUUUGAAAAGGCUGAAUUUUCUUCAUCCAGCAAAAAGGCAAAUACAGAGAUGAUUAAACCAAAACUUGCACCCCUUUUUGAAGGUGGAUCAUCAGAGCUGCUUAACAAGGAGAUUGCAAGACUACA
Xenopus laevis (African clawed frog) is the source of this 535-nucleotide messenger RNA. RefSeq names its product leucine zipper transcription factor like 1 L homeolog (gene lztfl1.L). Gene Ontology annotation, cellular component: cytoplasm. Gene Ontology annotation, biological process: negative regulation of protein localization to cilium. The record is from RefSeq and is marked provisional. Lineage: Eukaryota; Metazoa; Chordata; Amphibia; Anura; Pipidae.